This is a messenger RNA of Salvelinus namaycush (lake trout), 2386 nucleotides long. RefSeq names its product transcription factor AP-1-like. The transcript is spliced from 2 exons. Gene Ontology annotation, biological process: regulation of cell population proliferation; regulation of cell cycle; regulation of transcription by RNA polymerase II. Gene Ontology annotation, molecular function: transcription factor binding; RNA polymerase II cis-regulatory region sequence-specific DNA binding; DNA-binding transcription factor activity, RNA polymerase II-specific. The record is from RefSeq and is a predicted model, not a curated record. Gene Ontology annotation, cellular component: transcription regulator complex. NCBI's taxonomy places the organism in Eukaryota, Metazoa, Chordata, Actinopteri, Salmoniformes, Salmonidae. The coding region runs from base 565 to 1638 and encodes 357 amino acids.
CUACAGAGCAGACGAGGCAACGAGAGAGGCAGAAGAGAAGCCCGAUUUCUCCAAUGUCAACAGUCUAUAUUCUAAGGCAGUGAAAUAUAUACAAAUAAUUAACGGGGUGAUAUGAAUUUUUCCUGAUGAUUUUUGUUUAACACACGGAUAUCAGAUUCAUUUUUAAUAGACCAUCUGCCUACACACACUCGAACCGGCUCACCGGUUUACAGGCAGCGUGCGUGGGAAACGUCUACCGGACGAUGGAUGGUAUUCUGUGUCAAUGUCGAUCGGUGUGACUACCUCGAGUCACCGUUGAGUCACUGGAUUGUUUCACAUGAAGGUUUAUUUCUCGAAACGUAACGUGAGUAGGCUAAUCAACUAGUCAUCGUACUGAACGGGAUUUCCUGUCACCACCGGGUUGGAAUUGUGAAACCUUCGCUUAUUGUGGCCCGAAUUCUUUAUUGGAAUAUUUUUUUAGCAGAAACACUUUCUUGGGAAAUCUCCUAGUCUUCACAGCUAAUGCCAACGAGACCAUUUAAACCUUAACUAAUCAGAUGAUGAAUAUUCUGUCUCCCUGCGUCAAUGACGGCUAAAAUGGAUACCCCUUUCUACCAUGACGAGUCCGUAGGUGUCCCUCACAACUUCGGACAGCACCAUGCAGAUUACCAACGUUACCAGGGCCACAAGAUGAUGAGUAAGAAGGUGGCACAUAACUUCUCAGGCGGUUCCCACAGCAGCUCUGGCCUGAAACUGUUACAAAACCAGCCGGGGAGCAACUGCAAUAUCAAUCCUAAUAAUCUGGGAGGGAUUAACAGCAACACAAACAGCUCGUUAAUGCCCGGCGGCUUGUCAGAUAUGAAUCUUCUGAAGCUAGCCUCCCCUGACCUCGAGCACCUCAUCAUCCAGUCUAACCAGGGCUUGGUGACGACGUCUCCUGUCCCCAACCCUAACGGAGGUAACCCCUUCAUGUACCGGAACAACGCCACUAACGAACAGGAGGGUUUUGCCGAUGGGUUCGUCAAAGCCCUGGCGGAUCUCCAUAAACAGAACCAGCUGGUCGGAGCUCCCAUGUCCCCCUCCUCCUCUAUACAAGGCCCCUACCAGAGGAACAUCAUGUCUGCAGGAGACCUGCCCAUCUAUACAAACCUCAGCAGCUACAACCCGAACCACCCCAACCAUGUAUCAUCAUCCUACCCAGGGGGCCAGAUGCCCGACGGCUACCCAUGCCACGGACCCCACAGACCUGGAGGCCAGGGACCCCACCAUCCCCACAACAGGGGCCUGGAUGCCCCUCAGACUGUCCCAGAGGUCCCUCACCCUCCUGGGGACACCACCUCCUCCCCUCCCUCCCUCUCUCCCAUCGACCUGGAGACCCAGGAGAGGAUCAAGGCCGAGAGGAAGAAACUACGUAACCGGAUCGCGGCGUCUAAGUGUCGUAAAAGGAAGCUGGAGCGGAUCUCCCGGCUAGAGGAGAAGGUGAAGGUUCUGAAGAACCAGAACUGUGACCUGACCUCCACCGCCUCGGUCCUGAGGGAACAGGUGGCCCAGCUCAAACAGAAAGUCAUGAAUCACGUCACCAACGGCUGCCAAAUAGCAGUCAGUUCAGUCACCCUGCAGGCCAACAGCACCGGAGAGAGGGACAGCACCAGCUGCUGAUCAACGGACUGUACAGGGAUGAGAAGUGUAUUUUUUUUUUUCUGUUGCUCUGAGUCAGUCCUCUAUAAAGGAGGUAGUACCUCUACUGUACAGGGAUGAGGAGUGUUGUGAUGGUAAGUAAAAUAUGCUAACUACGUGAGUGGUUGGGGAGAAGGGAGAAUCCCACCUCUCUAACCUCUACAGACAGUUUGAGUUGUAGUAGAGUAACACAACAAGAAAAGUACACGGGACAUUUCACUUUUAUUUUGCCCUCGCGCAGCCCUGAGAGCGACCAAAAGGACCUCUGCUCAAUAGGACUGACGACUGCACUCUACAACACUGAACCAAGUAACCGUUAGAGGAGUGAGGAGCGGAGGACAUCGUGCCUCUAGUAUACAGUUCAGUAGGUCCAGGGUGCUUGUGGUAAACAGGAAUUUUAAUAACUGAGAGAGUAUGAAACAUUCGGGGUUCCCUGGGGGGGUACAUACACUACACCUCAGAACAAGAAUUUCUACAUUCUAGGUCAUCUCUAUGAUAAAAAAUCAAAACACUGUUCUAUGGUAUUUUUACCUGAGUAUUGUCAGGUAUAAUUGUCAUUAUCUGAGUAUUGUCAGGUAUAAUUGUCAUUACCUGAGUAUUGUCAGGUAUAAUUGUCAUUAUCUGAGUAUUGUCAGGUAUAAUUGACAUUAUCUGAGUAUUGUCAGGUAUAAUUGACAUUAUCUGAGUAUUGUCAGGUAUAAUUGUCAUUAUCUGAGUAUUGUCAGGUAUA